GGGGUAUUUAUAUUAGCAGACGACAAAACAGCGGUCACUAGCUCCUAAUGGUUGUAUCACUCCACAGGCGCGCAAGGAUUAACAGUACAGCCUCGGAUUCUUGGUCAGGUGAAGAUCAUCAACACUGUCAGGUGUUUCAAAAGCUAUAGAGACUACUGAUAUGGACGAAUCAUCAACCAGCCUUCCCAAACGGAAGAAAAAGAGACGAAAAUCCGUGGCCCAACCAGAUCCUAAUUGGGGCCCAUCAAAAUCGAAACACUCAUCUCAUACUGCAGACCUUGCACCAAGCUCGGAAGCCAUCUCUCGGCCUGGUGCUGCUAAACGGUUCCUCGGUAGCCAAAUGGAUACACGUGUCAGCGUGCAUUCCCAAGACCACGCCAAUCGGCUACAUGUACAGGAAGUCGUCACGAAAGAAGAUAGUAAGACCACGGGGGUAUCGGCCAAGAGUGCCGCCAAGAAGGUGAACAAGGUGAAGGAAGAACUGCUUAAGAAUGCGAGCCCUCUCCGCAGAGCUGUGUACGACAUGGUGGACUCGAACUUCUUCGGCGGGAUGAUCCUUGUAGUGAUCCUUCUCAACACCACUAUGCUUGUGGUGCAGACCUUUGAAGAGAUAGAAGUUGGCGCAGGGUCCUUUUUGAUGGUGCUGGACCAGCUGUUCAGCGGUAUCUACAUGAUAGAGUGCGUCAUGAAGUUAUACGCCUUUCGAGGGUCGUACUUCAAAGAAGGCUGGAAUGACUUAGAUUUCAUCAUAGUGAUGUUCAACCUGAUUGACGUCAUCAUGGAUCUGUACACAGGUGGUGCACCAUCCAGUGCCACAUCAGGUACAGAGUCAGCGGAAAUCUUCCGUCUUUUCCGCAUCUUCCGAGCGCUCAGGGCACUGAGAGCUAUCAGAUUUCUGGGCAACCUGCAAGUGAUCAUGACAACAUGUUUACAGUCCAUCCAGUCCAUGGGCGCCAUCUUCCUCCUCAUGUCCCUCUUCUUGUACAUGUUUGCAGUGAUUGGACGGGGACUGUACGCGGGCAUUUACCGUGAGAAUGGUCGGUUCGACAACUUGGCAAUUGCCAUGUUCACGCUAUUCCAGCUGCUGACGUUGGACGAUUGGUACUACAUUUACAGUGAUGCAGUCAGCAACGACCCAGGGCAAUGGCACAUCUUUCUCUACCUGUUCCUCUACAUCAUCAUGGAGUACUUCAUCUUCCUCAACUUAUUUGUUGCUGUGCUAGUGGACAACUUUCAGCUGACCCUUAAGGAUCAUGCAGAGGCGAGGAAGCACAAGAAGAAACAUAAGCGUGCUGCUGAUGAUGACGACUCUGAUGACGACUGGUAUGAUGACUACGAGUCAUCAAGUUAUGAUGAAAGUGAGGAGGAAGAUGUACUGCAUCUGCACAAGAAAAAGACAAUCAACAACUAUUAUCCUGAAGGCUAUACAACCAGGGAGAAGGAACUGAUGACUCGGUCCUUCCAGCUGCUGGCCUCUUUAGAGUACAAUAACCACAUUCUGCAGAACCAAAUGACCGUUGUGGACAACUUUAUUGAGCUUGUGGUUGAGGAGGACAUGUAACAACUGCUACACACUAUGGAACUCACAUGUCCUGACAUACAAGUUUACAACAUACUAUGACCAUUAAUAUUGAG
Molecule: messenger RNA, 1635 nt
Organism: Branchiostoma floridae (Florida lancelet)
Lineage: Eukaryota; Metazoa; Chordata; Leptocardii; Amphioxiformes; Branchiostomatidae
Product: cation channel sperm-associated protein 1-like
Exons: 12
Coding region: 161-1561 (466 amino acids)
Biological process (GO): regulation of cilium beat frequency involved in ciliary motility; spermatogenesis; calcium ion transport
Cellular component (GO): CatSper complex; membrane
Molecular function (GO): voltage-gated calcium channel activity; calcium-activated cation channel activity
Source: RefSeq, a predicted model, not a curated record